This is a messenger RNA of Metopolophium dirhodum (rose-grain aphid), 2032 nucleotides long. RefSeq lists its product as uncharacterized. The record is from RefSeq and is a predicted model, not a curated record. NCBI's taxonomy places the organism in Eukaryota, Metazoa, Arthropoda, Insecta, Hemiptera, Aphididae. The transcript has 7 exons. The coding region runs from base 515 to 2032 and encodes 505 amino acids.
AAUUAGGUAUAAAUAAAAUAAAUGCAAUGCAUAAUUGUGUUGCACAUUGUCAUCAUUUGAUUAGAUUACCCACUUUAUUCAAUAAUUAGUAAUGAUUUUUUAUAUUUGUAAACUUUUUAUCUACAUAUUAAUUCCAAUUUUUUAUAAAAAAAACAUCAAGACCUAUGUAUAAUAACUGCAUCAGCGUGUCAUCUAAUAUUAGAAAUUUAUUAACUAGUGCUAAUGUGGUUCAAUGAUGUUCUGUAUAUUUUCAAUAAAAAUGAUAGUAUAUAUAAAUAUAGAUUCAUUUUUCAUUGAACUCUAGAGUUUGUUAGGUCUAUGAUUACAGUUAUAUAACUAAUUCUUAAAUAAUCUGUGUAUGUAUCAAUUCAUUUUUUAACUACUACCUAUUCAACGUGAACGUGCAAUUCAAGAUUUGUUCAGCAAACAAGUAGAUUAAUACCUACUAUUAUAACCUAAUCAACGUCGACAAACUGAACACACAUUAACAAUUGAAGAUUUGUACCAUAAUCAAAUGAAUCAUAUCAACAAUAAUAUUAAAAUGCAGCGAAAUUUAGUAACAAAAAAAACACGCAUGAACAUAAUUGGAAGCGGACUCAUUCAGUUAGAUCGGUUUAAAAAAUGUUCAAAAACUUAUGUCUUAAAAAAUGAUUAUAAUUUUAUAGACUUUAUCAAAUUUUUUGACUACGGUUUUGAUACGAUAAUUUGUAAAUUAAAAAAAAUGACGCAGCAAUCAAGUAUUAAAUUUAACUUGUAUCUUGAUUGUGUUUACGUGCAUGUGUUAACACAGGAACGCCGAGAUAUUUCAUUUAAAACCGAAAAUAUGUUAGCGUUUACAAAUUCAAAUUUCGAAAAUUUAUUAAAAAAAAUGUUUAAUAAACUUAUUAAGGAAGAAUCUGACUUUGUCACUAGAGGGAGUGGAUGGAGUUUAGACUCAAUUGAUGUCUUACAGUUAAGAAUUAAUAUUGUAAACCCGUUAAAUGAAUCUAGUUAUUUAAUUUUACCUGACUCAAUACGUAAUAAGAAAGCUGUUAUAAAUGUAAAAAACAAUGAUGAAAAAUGUUUUAAAUAUGCAAUUUUAUCUAAGUUUAAUAAUCAUUCAAAUAAAAGUCAAUUUAACAAACAAUAUUUUAAAAUGCUUGAAAAGAAAAGUGAUUUAAAUUUUCACUGUAUCGAUUAUCCGACACCAGUCAAACAAAUUAAAAUAUUUGAACGUUUAAAUUAUGUGUCAGUUAAUGUUUUUAGUUUAGAUGAUACAAAUGUUGUUUUCCCAUUAUAUAUGAAUAAUGUAGAAAGUAAAAAUCAUUUCGAUCUGCUUUUGAUUAAUCGUGGUGAAACAUCGCAUUAUUGUUUUAUUAAUAAUUUCGACAGACUUAUUCGUAGUCAAAAGACAAAACAUAAAUCUAAAUUAAUUAUAUGUAAAAGAUGUUUUACAGUUUUUAGUAAUACUCCUUGUAAAUAUAAAUUGUGGGGUUCUCUUAGUUCAUUAGCCGAUAAUUUAUCUGAUGAUAAAACUAGAUUUAGGGAAACCUUAAAAAUAUUUUCUCUGUCGACUUUAAAUUUAGUUACACGUAAAGGUGUGUUUCCUUAUGAAUAUAUUGAUCAUCCUACCACUGAUGUAUGUUUACUUGCUGACGUUUUUGAAAAUUUUAGAGAUCUUUGUUUGCAAACACUUAAAUUAGAUGCUUCACAUUACAUGACCACCCCAGGAUUUGCAUUUGAUUGCAUGUUGAAACAUACUAAUCCUGUAACGUGGUUAGCUUACCUGGACUGUGUAAAUCUAUAUGGAAAGUCUAUGCUAUCCGCUUUACCUUAUAAAAAUGUUGAAUGGUUUGACGAUUUAUCUAUAGAUAUAACACAAAUUGAAGAUGAUGCUGAAUAUGGUUAUAUUUUAGAAGUAGAUGUUAUUUACCCUAAACAAUUACAUAAAAAUCAUAACGAUUUUCCAUUUUUACCAGAAAAUAAAUGUCCACCAAAUUCUAAACAUGUGUCUGCAUAUCAAUUAAAUCAGCUUGCCAAAGAUCAUCUUUAA